CGAAAUGCACAGGUAGAUGGUCUGAAUCCAUUCCAUGAUGAGCAGAAGCUAUUACUAUUGAUUCGGGCAAUAUCUUCGAUCAAAUUUUCCUUUUGUCGGAUCACUGAUCAAUGAUGGUAGUAAAAUCUGACUGAUCGAACUGACUCUUUGAUUGGUCGAUUAGCGUCGGAUUGCGCCUGAAAACCGACCGGAUCAAUACACCCGUAGACUUUACUUACCUCAAUUUGUUGUUAUUCAAGCAAAAUUAGUCGAGAAAUGAGUUGGGCCUAGUGGGCCGAGUCGGUGGAGAACUCAGGCGACAGCUCACGACGUGCCAACUCAUUGUUUCAUUCACAAAAGCAUCAUAACCCAAUCGAUCAAAGAUUCUCUUCUCCCCAGUACUCCAAUGCCCUAGCUCCCACUUUCCACCGCGCGCCACUCUCAGAACCUUCCAGAUUCUCUCUCUCUCAUCUCUCUCGCUUCAUUUCCAAUUCCUGUAUUCUCAAACAAGCUUGCUUUAGGGUUUAUCUGCUCCUUCCCUGCUGAAUUCCGCUUCCAGAACUCAAUUUCUCCGAGAGAGAAUAUCUUUCCCCGUUACUUAUUUCCUGCUUCCGUUUCCUUACCCCCGCGCUAAAGAAUCCCCAGACCGACCACCGGCCUCCGGACGCUUGCAGGUGCUCAUUCUUUAUAAUUUAUUUAAAGACCAGAUUACACGUUAGCUCAAUUUUCCGUGGUGAGAUUCUAGGGGGUUUGGCUACACAGAGUUGAAUUUCUAGUAUUUUCUGAUUACAAAGUGAGACCAGGCAAUGGAUGACUGGGAGGAUGAGAACAUUCCACCACUCCAGAAGGAGCAGCCAAAGAAUAAAUGGGAUGACGAGGAUGUGGAUGAUAAUGAUGUGAAGGAGUCUUGGGAGGAUGAGGAUGAACCUGAACCUGAACCGGCUCCAGUAGUUAAACCUCCUCCUGAAGCUGUCCCAAAGAAACCUGCCGCCAAAACUACUGAAAAGAAAGGGAAAAUUGUUGAGGUAGCACCGCAACAGCCUCUAGAUCCUUUAGCCGAGAAACUUCGCCAACAAAGGUUAGUGGAAGAAGCAGAUUAUAAGUCCACUACUGAAUUGUUUAAAAAGAGAGGUGAUGAGAAGACCCUCGAAAAUUUUAUUCCAAAAUCUGAGAGUGACUUCUUGGAAUAUGCAGAGCUUGUCUCUCAUAAACUUCUUCCCUAUGAGAAAAGUUUCCAUUAUAUUAAUCUGCUGAAGGACGUUAUUAGACUGUCGAUGGCUUCACUAAAAGCAGCGGAUGCAAAAGACGUUGCCUCUUCUGUUACUGCUCUUGCAAAUGAAAAACUAAAGGCAGAGAAGGAAGCGAAUGCUGGUAAAAAGAAGACAGCUGUGAAAAAGAAGCAGCUUCAUGUCGAAAAGGCAGAUGAUGACCUGGUGGUCAAUUCGUAUGAUGAUAUCGAUGACUACGACUUCAUGUAAUUGUUUCAGUUCAGCAUUCUGCCUGAGUGUCACCACUAUUUGACCUGCAAAUGGAGGUCAGAUUCUUCGGCAUCAUCUCCCCUUUUUAAUACACCAAUAGAUUGAUUCCUUCUCGAGUGUCGUGUCGAAAUAAGGUUCUGUAUUAGACUUGUGUAUGGCAUGUCGUUAUAAAUUUUGCUCCUUUUUUUUCUCUUUUUUUUUGUUCGAUAGAGAUGGUUUCAAGUCACCCUUUGAGAAUGUAAAAGAAUGCAUGGUCAUUUCAACUCAGAUUGUUCAAAUUUUGUAUGUUGUGACAGAUGCUUCCUUCCACCUGGAUUACAUUAUUUUUGCAAAAGAUCAUUGGUUCGUUAAUUA
This is a messenger RNA of Momordica charantia (bitter melon), 1811 nucleotides long. RefSeq lists its product as uncharacterized. The record is from RefSeq and is a predicted model, not a curated record. Lineage: Eukaryota; Viridiplantae; Streptophyta; Magnoliopsida; Cucurbitales; Cucurbitaceae. Gene Ontology annotation, molecular function: translation initiation factor activity. Gene Ontology annotation, cellular component: eukaryotic translation initiation factor 3 complex; cytoplasm.